AAACAAACUGAAUUUGACCGUCGGGUAAAAUGUUCUGUGUCGGACUGUCGCUUCGUUUGUGAUGUGAGCGUUUAUUCGAUUUAAAUAAUGUUUUUAUUGUUUCGUGAAUGAAAACAGCUUCAAUCAACAGCUGCAUUGAUUGAAUAGUUGCUAUUAAUAUAGUGAAAACCGAAUUGGCUAGCUAAUAACGGUAUUUUCACUAUAAUUAACAAUAAACAUACGUUCCUAUCGCCCUGAUUUCAUGGAGGAUAUUCGUGUUUAUAAAUAUUGAUUUGUUGCAUAUCUCGUUUUCUUUAAUUUCCAUUGUGUCUCAAAUUGUGAAGUGUAAUGUAGGUAGACGUAGGAAGUGUAAAAGAUAACAAUUGUUAGAGUGAAAAUGCAACAGAUGUCUUAUUUUCGCUAUGGCGCUUUACCGUGUGUUGUGAUUGCAAGCGGUCGAUCGUGUUUUCUGUGAUUUUGUGUUGGAUUUGUGUUGAAUUUUGACAAUGGAGGGGACUACGGAAAAGGAUUGUUCCCCGUUGUGGAACCUUUAUCAGCAAAUAGUAGCAGAUAUGAAGAAUAGCGCACCGAUGUGGGAGGAAUUCAUAUCGAAAGCUACGAAACUGCACUCUGCAUUGAAGUCAGCGCUGGUCGCAAUAGCUGCGUUUUUGGAUGCCUUCCAGAAAAUUGCUGACGCGGCGACCAAUGCUAGAGGCGCGACAAAAGAGAUCGGCACAGCUCUCACGCGAGUGUGUCUGAGACAUCGAGCCAUCGAAACUAGGAUGAAGACAUUUAUAAGCACACUAAUGGAGCGUCUGAUAACGCCGCUGUCCGAACGCGCGGAUGAGUGGCGGCGCGGCUGCAACGGCACCGGCGCGCUGAGCCGCGAGCACGCGCGCGAGUGCAAGCGCGCGCGCGCAGAGCUCAGGCGCAGGGUGCACGAGACGCAGCGGCAGUCGCGCAAGGCGAGGCGGGCGACGCCGGACCUGAAGCGGAGGAACGAUGUGUCGUUGCAGGAUAUUCAAGAGCGCAAAGAGCAAUUAGAGGAAAUGGAGGAGAAAGCUGUAAAAGCAGCACUUAUAGAGGAGAGGAGUCGCUUCUGCCACUUCGUUUCGUUGCUCAACCCUGUAGUGGAGAGUGAAGUGGCCAUGCUAGCGGAGGUCGGUCACCUGCAAGAGGGCACGGAGCAAUUGGCGCGACACACGGCGGAGCCACGCAGUCUGCCGCCGGCUAGCUUGCAGGUGAUCUGCGACAUAAAGUGCAGCUACAGCGGGUGGGAGGGCGGCUCGGCGCCGCACUCGCCGAGCUCGUCGCGCCUCGGCAGCCGCAAGUCGUCGCUCACGUCCAUCUGCUCGCUCAGUCACUCCGAGCGCCACGAUUCAACGGUCAGCUGCUCCACACCGAUAUCGAACGCGUCGUCGGGCGGCGCGACGCCCGCGCCCUCCGCCGACUCGCAUCACAACCAGUCUCCAUUCCGGUUGGCGAGUGUGUGCAGUACCGACUCCGGUUUUAGGUCACAAGAUGCGUUGCAGCGACCAUCGCUUUAUGUAGAUAAUGGCUCAGACAACCAAAGCGUGACCAGCGAAUGCCUGACUCCGACGAAAGCGCGCGACGAUGUCGACGAUCCACAUGAUAUUAUGAAUGCCGCAUCAGCAACCUGGCCAGAUUUGAAGGAUACAGCGCAAUUCGAGAGAGCCGCCUCCGCUAUAAUGGGGGGCAGGCCGCAUACUAUAUCGGCUGGAUCAGAGCGCGCGCACGCGCGGCCCGCGCUCAGCGUGCACACGUUCGCAGAGAACCAACGCGACACCGGCAUUUACGCCAGGCCGCCUCUGCCCACUAGGUGUUCCUCACUAGAGAGACCCCUGGUGCCGUCUAAAGCCAACUCCACGUUGCAUAGCGAAAUGAAACCGAAGCCGUCGUCACUACCGCCGCAUUUAACUAAAGAAAUGCCGCAAGCGUUGUACGUGAACAUGUCGGAGUUGGCGACGAUGGCGGCGUCGCGUGCGCAGCAUCAGCACGGGGAGUAUCCGCACCAGGAAAAGGUGUGUUCCGAGUCGAGUGCAAGCGAAUCGUCUCUAGAAUCGUCUAGCGGUUACGGUAGCCAGGGCGCUUUCGCGGCGGAGGACCACGCCCACCACCAGGCGUCGCUGGCUGACGUCACGUCAGAGAUAGUCACGCUGCGGCGGGACGCGGUGGCCGCCGCGCGGGACAGCUUCUCCGUGUCGCUCGGCAGCCUGGAGGAGGCCGUGAGGAGCUUGGAAGAGCUGGACCAGCCGACCUUUGCCACCGUCGGCAAGCCGGCUGUGCCGAAACGACGCCCGGUUUCUAUGUCCGCGGGCGCGGCGUGGUCGCGGCGCGGCUCGUCCAGCUCGGUGGGCAAGCCGCCGCCGCCGGUGCGCCGCUCGUCCUCCAUAUCGCGCCCGCAGCGGCCCUUCGUGCAGAGCAACGUGCAAAAUGCGCAUUUGAAUACGGAUGCGGACAACUUGCCUCCGCCCCCCGCUUUCCUCUUGCAACCGGACCAUGAAACCGCUGCUGGUCAUCAAGGCAUAAACGUAGCGGAAACUGUUAAACAAUUAACCGAACUGAAGCACAUGCCGGCUUCUCCCGGACUGUUGCGGCGAACGAUCAACCAGAAUCAGAAUCAACAGCAUCAGAAUCAACAAAAUCAGCAGAAUCAGAAUUACGAGAGCCAAAGUCAAAGUCAAUUGAGCACUUUCCAGCAGGCUAAAAGCAAUUUCGCUGGGAAUUUGAACCCUAUUUACGGGCAGACAGGGCACAGAAUCGUGGCCUUCGAGAAUUCCAUAUACGCGAGGAAGAAUAGCUUGAAUAGCUCCAACUCGGAUCUGUUUAGGGAUGGGAGUGCGAGUAACAUGUACGGAGAAGUAAAAGAAUCCUCGCAAGCGUCAUCUCCCUGUACGCCCGGCAACUCCGACAAGCCUUUCUCGAGCUUCGGUCCAAGGAUCCAUAACGAUUCGCACUACGGACAGACAGGUCUGAAGCUGUCGGAGCGUCGGGCGGCGGACGGCAUAUACGCGGUGCCGGCGGCGCAGCCGAGUGGGCUCAUAGCAAGUCUGAGCGCGAAGCUGGCCCCGCAGCUGUCGCCGCGGACCAGUCGCCGAGCGAUAUCCACUAUAACUGCGGCCGAUACGCAUAAGCCCAAAGCAAGCCCGGCGGUGCAGCCGGCGUUCCUGGACAAGCUGUCGGCCACGCUGCAGCGGCGCGCGCCCGCCCGCGGCGCUCUCGUGCGCGACGCCAUCAACGCGCGCGCGCAGCCGGAUCCGCGCGUGUGUCACACCUCACUAAUGGAGCAGAUCAAGCGAGGCGCAACACUACGCCGCAAUAAGCUAUGUAACGAUAGAUCCGCGCCGAAAAUACGUUAAAAUUGUAUCGAAUAAUAUUUACAUCACUAUCUAUAUAAAUUUGGUUUUUAUUACGUUCGAGUUGAGAAUUUUUGUAAUGUCAAACACAUCACUAUUCAACAGGUGCACGUGACAUUUUUUAUCGAUACCAACAUCACUACGAAGGCGCAAUGCCAUGCAAUACAUUUUGCAACGAUAAUUCGCGCCUAAUUAUACGAAUAUAUAUCGACAAUUUUCACACAUCACUAUUUAUAAUUUGUAUAUUGUAAACAUGUAGCAACGUUCGCCAAAUUUGUAUUUAUAACGAUUACAAUAUUUCGAAUAAUUUGUGGUUCAAUGUGAUUAUAAAAUGUUUAAUUGUAAAAGUAGAAUGAAUAGCGUCGUCUCUUUCUUUCUCAUGGCUGAUGCUUAAAUAAAAUGAGACGGCUGUAUACAUUCUUAUUUAUAGAUAUUGAAAUAUGAUUCUUCUUAAGGAAAUCGUAACUAAUUUUAUGUUAUAGGUGUUUUAAGUUUAAUAUUUAUCAUACAUAUUAUAAAGAUGUUUUAAUUGCCACCUCCAUUUAAUCUCUUUACUAACAAUAACUUUAUUGCCAAUAAAUCAGGUCUUCUUUUUAUAUCUUUUUUUCUUGUUUGCGUGAUUGAAUAUCAUAUUUUUCAAUCUUUUUCUUAAAGUUUUAGAAAAGACUAAAAUUGCAUUGUCGUAGAAUGUUUAUUAUAUUAUUAUAAACUAUAACCGUCAAAAGACGCUCUUAAAUAUUUAAACUGAGACAAUAUUUGCUCCUGAAUACUUAUUUAACUUUAAUAUAAAUAACAAGUUUAAACUUGACUAUUCCAUUAAGAAUUAUAUAUUUAACUGCCAAUAUAUGUAACAUAUCUAUGUCUAUCUAAUCAUAUCGGUAUAAGAAUCGUCCUGUUAUUGUUAGAUUUAACCCGUCAUCAUCGACAAUAUGACAUAUUUUUAGUUUAAUUGAUACACUUGACAUUUUUGUACAACAAAUGUCAUAGUGCCCUCAAAUGUCAUGUGUCAUAAUGUGAUAUUGAUGUAUAUGAUUGCAAUUUAAAAAUUAUCAAUAAUAUAUCUUUUUUUCUUAACUCAAUUAUUUUUUUUGCAAAAAACAAACACAAAAUUAAUAAAAACUAUACUUAUCUGUUAAAUUAGACUCUUAUUAAAUUUUUUUUUGCUUUGUAAUAUCAAUAUGAAUUGUCAUUUACUAACCUAAUAUGGUUUAAAGAUAUGUUAUAUUGUUGGUGAUUUUCGGUGAUAUAAAAUAAAUAUUAACACCUUUUCUAAAAACUUUUUGAUGUGCUUUGUGAAAAUUGAUGUUGAAAAACCGCUCUAAUAGAUUAUUAAAUUGUCCCCAUGUAUUUAUGUUCUUUGAUUGAUUCUGUGAAAGAUCUAUUGAUUGUAAUUGAUUUAUUUUAUUCAUUUGAUAGCUUAGGUGUUCUUAUCUUUAUUUUUUAUCCUCCAUUGUAAAUUUUUCGUAAUUUUGAUAUAGUUCUAUGACAAAUUGUCUGUCCAUAAUAAAGAGAAACAAUAAAAAUGUAUUUUAGACGACUAUAAAAAAAUUAAAUUCGACUUGAAACUUCGAUGUGCUAAAUUUAUAGCAAUAAUACGUAUACUAACAUAUCUCUUUUUAAUCUUCGCAUUUGGCGCCACAGCGGCCAUCUUGUCAAACUCCACAGACUAUAUACACUUUGCCAGAUAUAAUACAAUUUUUAGCGUUUUGUAAACACCAACAUUUUAUAACCGCGUAUAAAUCGUGUAGUUAGAGGAAAUAACGGAGGCUGAACGUUUAUUUAUUAUUUUUUUACGCGAAUUACAUUUAAUAUAGACUAUAAUGUUAUAGAUGACGUUCCUCUAUAUGUAACGCAUGUUUGAUGUAACUUUAUAUUUAAACCCUCGUACAUUUUAGAACAACUGUACUGAUGCGUUAUAAUUUUAUGGUAGAAGCAAUUUCCGACAUAUCUUAUAUUGUAAAUCUUUAUGGUGAUUGUAUAAGCUUGGUGGGUAUAUAUAAAAUGUAGGUUCUGAUGUAUGUGUAUUCAAAGGAAAUGCAGUUAGUCUGGUUUUUUCCUGUUUUUAGAUAAUGUUUGCGCAUGUAACUGAUCGAUCAAUGGAAAUAAAUGAAUAUUGUCCCUA
Molecule: messenger RNA, 5478 nt
Organism: Zerene cesonia (dogface butterfly)
Lineage: Eukaryota; Metazoa; Arthropoda; Insecta; Lepidoptera; Pieridae
Gene: mim
Product: protein MTSS 1
Exons: 25
Coding region: 486-3359 (957 amino acids)
Biological process (GO): cell projection assembly; plasma membrane organization
Cellular component (GO): cytoplasmic side of plasma membrane; actin cytoskeleton
Molecular function (GO): actin binding; phospholipid binding
Source: RefSeq, a predicted model, not a curated record